Malassezia sympodialis ATCC 42132 is the source of this 753-nucleotide messenger RNA. RefSeq lists its product as uncharacterized. Lineage: Eukaryota; Fungi; Basidiomycota; Malasseziomycetes; Malasseziales; Malasseziaceae. The coding region runs from base 1 to 753 and encodes 250 amino acids. The record is from RefSeq and is a predicted model, not a curated record. The transcript has 2 exons.
AUGCUCAGCGAGUGGCGCACGGCCCAGCGCCAGGCUCGCAAUCCUGGGCUGCCACACCAGACGUACCAGUUGCCGCGCAAUUACCAGCUGAUGUUGUUCUGGGCUGGACUGCGUGGUGCAGUCGGUUUCGCUCUUAGCGAAGGUAUUGUGGGUGAGAAUGCCCAGGCACUACAGACUACUGUGCUCGUCGUUGUGGUGCUCACUGUGAUUGUCUUUGGCGGCACAACGGCGCAGAUGCUGGAAGUGUUGCAAAUUCAGACAGGCGUGCAGGAUGAAGAGGCUGAAUCUAGUGAAGAUGAUCUCGACUCUGACGCUCACGCAUGGCUUUCGUAUGGCCACCCUGCUGUUUCUGAUACCCCUGCGUAUCAGGAUACACAGCACAGUGGCUAUGUGCCGAGUACUGCUAACGAUACCAACGAGAUUCUACCUUCUGUUAACAGCUCGAGCAAUGCGCUUCCUCAGGCGAUUGUCGCUGGACCCGGUGGCUUGCGGAGUGUCAGCAACGACGAACUAGAUAUCAUUGAUCCUGACGAGCCCAUUGAUCGGGCGCGCUCAGCGCGGGCUAUGUUGGACCAAGCGAACCUCAUUUUCCGUGACGGCCAGUGGUUCCAGCGUAUUGACGAGCGAUACCUUCUCCCCAUGUUCAGCAACACGGUCGCCAACCGCAAGCAUGAGCAGCGGAAAGAACAAUUACAAGCACGGCGCGCCAUAUCACGCGAGUGGGCCUUCCGACUCGGGGCGUGUCUCUCCUAA